AUGGCUAAAGAAACUUUAAAAUCAUCACCGUACGCAUUCUAUGCGUUUUAUCAACUAUAUUUACAUUUCUUCCAUAAAAAUAAAGGGAUUACUUUCCAACAAAUAGAAAAAGUAUUAUAUCCAAAUUAUCCUGUGGAUUUAAACACUAAGAAGUCAUUGUUCAUUACAUGGAAGAAAAAGAAUAGCAAUGGUGACGAUGAAGAAGAGUACGAUUUAAGGGGUUGUAUUGGUACUUUUGCUAAAUUGAAUAUAUUAAAUGGUAUUGAAAGAUACUCUCUUGUAGCUGCUUUGGAAGAUGAUAGAUUCUCACCCAUAAAAGCGAAGGAAUUAUCUAAGUUGAAAUGUAGUUGUAAUAUUCUUGAUUCAUUUAAAACGAUUUAUCCAAUUGAGGAUGAUGACGACAAUUCUGAAGAUGGAAUAUAUGAUUGGGAAAUUGGGAAACAUGGUAUAGAAGUGAAACUUAUUCACCCUCAUACAAAAACCGUUCAUAGUGCUACUUUCUUACCGGAAGUAAUGGUGGAGCAAAAUUGGGAUAAAGAUGAAACUUUUCAGUAUCUAAUUGAUAAAUCAGGGUUAUGGAAUUAUAUUGACAAAAUCAUGGCUAAUAAAAAGUUAUAUUUCAAACAAGUAAUUAGAUAUGAAGGUCAUAAGAGUUUGAUAAGUUAUGAUGAAUUCAUCGAGAAAUUAAAGGUGUUGGAAGAAAAUGUUUGA
This is a messenger RNA of Naumovozyma dairenensis CBS 421, 711 nucleotides long. RefSeq lists its product as uncharacterized. The coding region runs from base 1 to 711 and encodes 236 amino acids. NCBI's taxonomy places the organism in Eukaryota, Fungi, Ascomycota, Saccharomycetes, Saccharomycetales, Saccharomycetaceae. The record is from RefSeq and is a predicted model, not a curated record. The transcript has a single exon.